AAUAAAGAACAAUGCACCAGUGUACACACACAUAACACUGCAGCUCUGUAUGGUCAUGCUGGCGCUUUUUAGGCCUACAUUACAUGUACAUGCACAAGUCCAUUGUGAACAUAACGUAGCUGUCUGCUACACUCUUGCUGCAUGGAUACUAAUUAGUUGUCAUCAUAAGUAGCCUUCUGUCUUCUAGCUGUGGAGUAUUACUGUGUUCUGGCAACAUCCAUUUCCCUGCUGCUAGCGGAUCAUUUUUUGAAAUUAUGUUUAUGCUGUGAGCUGCAGCUGCAGGUUUUGAGAGGAUCUGAAACCAAGCAUGGAUUCGACUUCAUCACAACUUAUCAAGCCAUGCAGAGUACAGAUUACAGAUUUGAGAAAAAUGAAGAACCAAGAAGACCAUUUCCGUGAAGCACUAGAUGAAUCAAAUCAACAACCGUCCACCUCCAGUGGCUCAGGGGAGAUGCAACCGCAAGGAGCAUGUACUGUGCUGAUCGUCCCCAAUCAGGAAUCGUCCACCACUGCCGGCACCCAGGAAGGGAAACCCUCAGAAGGUACCAUGCUGAUGGUUUCUGAGGACGGCUGGAUCGAGGGAGAGCCCAAGUCUCCCAAAAGCGAUAACCAGCAAUCAAGUGAUGAUCAUAUGAGUGGUAUGGAAUCGGACUUUGAUAUUGAUGAGAAUGACGGAGAAGACGGUGAUUGGAUUCCUGAUCCAGGAAGCGACUCUGACGAAAAUGAUGGACCCAACAGUGAGAGCAAGGAAGAAGAAUCUACGCAGUCUGGCGCCAUCGAUCUGGAUGAACCUUUGACGGAGGAAACCUUGAAGAAAAUUAUGGAAGUAGUUUACGGUGUUAGCACACCAAAUGUGGCUACAUUGGGAUUGUUGAAAGAACAAAUGGAUGAAAGGCCUAAACUGAAAUUGAAAUUAUUGAAAGACCUUCAGCGAGGACAUUCAAUGUUCAAAAAGAGGCUUAAAUACAAAAACGUUGUGGUGAAAAGACAACUUAUUGAAACACCAAGUCCUGUUAAAGUACAUGUUCAGAAAACAAUGCCCCAAUGGGCACCUCAUCAACCGCUUACUUUGGCCAAGGCUACAGCUCAUCUUGCAGCUCAUCAUAGUAAAGGUGAGAGUAAGGGUAGUUUGCCCGAUAUUCCUCCAGCACAACCCAGACUGCCGCCACCACCUUACGUGUAUCGUUCGAUAGCCCCGAAGCAACCUCUGCAAGCUGCAUGUCUCCCGCAAAAUAAUGGAGUCAUGAACACAGGUCUAGUAUUAUCUACCAGACCUUCUGUGGCCAUGACUUCAAGUUCUGUACCUCCUGGAAUCAUGAACUCAGUACCAGCAUUACCUACCAGACCUUCUGUGGCCAUGACUUCAAAUUCUGUACCUUCUGGAAUCAUGAACUCAGUACCAGCAUUACCUACCAGACCUUCUGUGGCUGUAACUUCUACUCCUGUUAAUCCCGGAAGCAACAUACUGCAGGACACUUUAAAGCCACAGACAAACAUCAGUUUCAAGGAUAUGUCAAGUCCCCCAACACGUGCAAUCUUUAUGCCAGAAAAUCGGACUGUGAAUAUCCCAGAGUUGCAUCCAAGUCCUGCAGGUUCCCUGGAUGUUUUAGUUCCUGUUGACGCUACUGGGCAGAUGAAAGAACCUUUCAUGGGGAUCCCCCUAGACUCCUGUAACCUUAUUUUUAAAUCAGAUUCUGAGGAAGGAAGCCCGAAAUCCAAUGUACAAAGUGGUAAAGACACUCCAAGUAGAAGAUCCAACGAUGAAAAUCCUUCUGUUCCAAUUCAAAAUAUUAAACAGGAAGGACGGUCUAGUUUCCAAUCAUCCCCACUGCAGCAUCUAAGUACACAAUCAAACGCAGCACUUCCUUCUGCUGGAGUGUUUCCAAAUCCACAGUCGGCCACUUCAGCUGCACCGGGGAUACUACCGACUCGAGCACCUUUGACCGCAGGAUUGCUACCCCCAGGGAUGGUUCCUGUAGGUCUGGCACCAGCUAGUGCAAGGCCAUCAGGAGUCUUUCCAGCUCACAUGUUUCCUCCAGGAUCUAUUCCUGCUGGUAUGGUUCCUGUAGCGCUACCACCAGAUGCCUUGCGCUUUCCAGUACCGGGGGCCCAUGUCAACUGCACAUGUCCAUCGGGAUCAAGACCACCAGGCCCUCCUGUACACUCUCUGUUACACCUUCAACAAGAAGAUUUAAAUAGACUUUCUGCAACAGGUACCGUCUCUCCUGCUAUCAAUCACUCAAGUGAGACGCCUGAUAAAAGGAAUGAAUCACCUCUGACAACUAACAGAGCAGAAUCACCGGGCAUCAAAAUAGCAAGCGUGCGUUCCUGCACAAGUGACGAGGAUCUUAGUGACAGGACAUCAUCAUCUUCAAAGGCAUCUGCACAGGCUGGUGCUUCCCCAUCAAAAACAGCAACAGCAGGGAUGGGAUUACUCCUUACCGUCAUGCUGCCAAGUUCCGCCAAAGAGCGCUACAAACAUAAACUCAACCCCAAAUCCACAUCUAAUCCUCUCACUGCUGACCUGAAAGAAAUUCACAAACCUGCAACCAAAGUUGACCUGGGCAUGGUGUGGAAUGAGAUUAGCCUUUUAAGAACAGAGAUUCAGACCAUAAAGACCAAAGUGGCUUCUGAUAUUCAUAACAUAAGAACCGACAUGGAAGAGUUUGUGAAGCUUGUUGGAGCAAGAUUAGGAAUCACACCUCAGAUACCGGUGACUCAGCAAAAUGAAACUGUCCAAGAAAGUGAAGGAGGAAAUGAUGGACGAAGAAAGAGAAAAGCUGAGGAGGGAGAAUUGGAAGAACAGAAUUUGAAGAAACAAGCAAAAAAAUCCUCUGAUUAUCUCCUCUGAAUGGACAAUCAAAUAAAAUCUCAAAAACAAUGUUGAGACUGUUAUGUACAUGUAGUACAAUGUAUGUACAGAUCUCUACUUUUCCCAAUCAUUUUUAUGACAUUUACAGACUUUCAGGAGUAAGUUCCUCAGAUUAUUGGCUUUCACGCGAGAUAUAAGCAUACGUACACAAGAGGUCAGAUCUUUUUGUCUAUUUCUGUGAUCAACAUUGGAAUAAUAUUAUCCAUUUUCAACGUUUUACAAGAUAAAAAUGGAUGUUACAUCAGCAAUGUAUUACCAGAAAAGUUAUUACUAGCAUGGGCCAGUAAAUUAUUUGACUACCUCAAUUUCUAAAGUCAAUGGGGAUA
Strongylocentrotus purpuratus (purple sea urchin) is the source of this 3198-nucleotide messenger RNA. RefSeq lists its product as uncharacterized. The coding region runs from base 308 to 2851 and encodes 847 amino acids. Lineage: Eukaryota; Metazoa; Echinodermata; Echinoidea; Camarodonta; Strongylocentrotidae. The transcript is spliced from 2 exons. The record is from RefSeq and is a predicted model, not a curated record.